UUCUGGUUAACAUAUAAAGCAUCAAUGUUUUAACAGAUCCAGGAAAUACUUUUCAUUUGACGUGGAUCUUCUGACUCGUCCGUCUUAUAAUUAGACUUUUGUUAAAGCAGCUGAAGGCUUGAUGACUGAGAAUAAAAUCUAAAACCGGAAACAGAGCAACAGAGCAGGAAAAAACAAAAAGCAGAAAAUUCUGCAGCGGCUGGAUCACCUGAAAAACCAACCAGGUUGAAUCAAAAUGCUGAAAACGUUUUUUAGCCUGUUGGUGUGUCUCGCUGCCUUCAGCCUGGUUUGCUUUGCUCUGUUUCUGUUUCACACCGAGAACCGAAAAUUAUUUUCCAUCGCUUCAUUAAACAGAGAAACUAACCCGGAGGAAUCUGCAGGUCCGACAGGACGUCCAGGAAAGUCUCUGGAUCCGUGCGCCGACGUCCCUCCGAACCUGCAGGGAGUUCUCCAAGUGGAGUUCAGAACCAACCGGACCCUGCAGGACGUCCGGAACCACGUCGGCCCGUUCCUUCAGCAGGGAGGCCGGUACCGACCAACCAGCUGCAGGGCGAAACAAAAGGUGGCUGUCAUCAUCCCGUUCAGAAACCGGUAUGAACACCUGACCCACUGGCUCUACUACCUCCAUCCGGUCCUGAUGCGUCAGCAGCUGGACUACGGUGUGUACGUCAUCAACCAGGACGGAGACGGAGUGUUCAACAAGGCCAAGCUGAUGAACAUCGGAUUUGUUGAAGCGCUGAUCGAAUACGAUUACGACUGUUUUGUCUUUUCUGAUGUAGACCUGGUACCAAUAGAUGACAGAAACCUCUACAGAUGUUCUGACCAUCCCAGACAUUUAUCUGUGGCUAUCGAUAAAUUUAACUUCACCCUGCCCUACGCCACCAUCUUCGGUGGCGUCUCAGCGUUGUCCGAACAGCAGUUCCUUAAAGUCAACGGCUUUUCAAACACCUUCUGGGGCUGGGGGGGUGAAGACGACGACAUGUCGCAGCGGAUCUCUUACAGAGGGAUGUUCAUAUCCAGACCAGACUCCGUCACUGGGAGGUACAAGAUGAUAAAACAUAAGAGAGAUUCUCACAACGAUCCAAACCCAAAUGCAGUUCGGAAACUGACAGAAACCUAUUCUAACAUGGACAAAGAUGGGCUUAAUUCUCUGAAUUACACAGUCAGGGAGAUUAGGAAGGAUUUAUUAUACACUUUUGUUACAGUGGAUGUUCAGGCUGAUGUGGAUCCAGAUGUUUCUGUCUAAAUUCAGCCAUGAUGUUUGUCUUGAUUUAUUUCUGAUUGAGACUCUGAGGGAGUUUCUACCAUCCAAACAUUUAAAUUAAAAACCUUGUUUUUAAUUUAAAUCAUUCAGAUUUUUAUAUGCUGUAAACAGUAAAGGGAAGGACUUUAUUAAAUAAACAAUGAGGGGAUAUGUAAUGAAAUGAUUCAUAUUUAUAAAGUCUUAUGAAAUGAUUUUGGUUAUUUUUCAUGUAAAAAUGAAUCAGAUUGAAGGAAAAUCUCAUAAACAGGAUUUUAGUGAAAAUGAGUCUUUAUUCUCAUGCAGUCUCAAAUGUUUUCAGUGAAAUUUUCUGUAGCUUCCUGAUAAAGAGGAGAACAGAGGAAGUGAGAAGCUACUGGACUGUAAUAACUUUAUGGGAUUCUUUAAAAAUAAAACUCAUUUUCCUAAACAAAACGUCAUCCUGAACGUGAUUACUCCGUCUGUUAGAGAGGCAGCGCUGAAUGAAACUACAGGCUGUUUGGGCUCCUAUAUUCUCAUUUAAAGAUAUUAAUAUUAAUAUACAGUAUAUCUUGUCUGCUAAAAAUGCACAAAGAUCACUAAACUAAACAUAAUCUGCUCAGAAAACGUCGUAAUUAAAGCUAAAUUGGACUCUAAA
Xiphophorus maculatus (southern platyfish) is the source of this 1877-nucleotide messenger RNA. Its product is annotated as beta-1,4-galactosyltransferase 2-like. Gene Ontology annotation, molecular function: cytoskeletal protein binding; beta-N-acetylglucosaminylglycopeptide beta-1,4-galactosyltransferase activity. Gene Ontology annotation, biological process: protein N-linked glycosylation; carbohydrate metabolic process. The coding region runs from base 236 to 1246 and encodes 336 amino acids. The transcript has 2 exons. NCBI's taxonomy places the organism in Eukaryota, Metazoa, Chordata, Actinopteri, Cyprinodontiformes, Poeciliidae. The record is from RefSeq and is a predicted model, not a curated record.